AUGGCCAAUUAUGGACAAGCAGAUAUCCUUUGUAAGAUUACCGAUCUUAUUUUGGAAGAAUGGGUUGCAGAAACUAGCUGGAAACAGCUAGGUUUUGUGAGUCCGGAUGAUAUAUUAGAGAGUAAUUACGACGAGCUGCACCCGAGAGAUCAGAUCAUACAUGACAGGAUUUUCUCGGCGCAUAUGCUGCAACAUUUACAUAACUUUACAGUACUCAAGCUGCAGCUUCCUGCAAUGGAUAAUAUUACAACAGGAAUUGCAAGUAUCGAGGCAGACCGUAACAAAACGAUACCCUUGUGGUUUACGUUGGCCUAUCAAAUACUUUUGGAUAUUCGCCACGUCCUUGGGAACAGAGGUGCGGAAGCUUUUAGUGACCUUCAAGAGUCGGGUUCUGAAAUUUCUCUUGGCGUCAAGAAGUACUUCGAUUUCUCACGAACUAUCACUGGCAAAUCUAAGACCUGGCAUACCGAUAACGAUCCUCAAAUACGAAAGUUGCCCCAGUUCAACAAGGAUUGGCUACAGCGAGAUUUUGUUGUCUUUGCCAUCAAAAAGCAUGGCAAACAGAGACCCAUGGCUUUGGAUUUCGAUAUCAUGUGUCCUCCUUAUUUUCUUCUCAAGAAUCACCCGCUACUUUGUGGAUCGCUGCAAUACUGGAUGCAUCAUUGUCACCGCCAAUGGCAAAUAAGUCUUACAAAUUGUUAUGAUUCUAUAUUAGCCUGUGCGCACCUAUACAAUGCCGCAAGACAAUCCGGCUUCUUCACACAAAAUUGGACAGAGAUGGAUCAAGUUGUCCACAUACAUGGAGCACAACGAAUCUUUAUCGGUGCAAUACCUACCACGUACCGUGAUUUCUUCACGAGAUUUCAGAUGGUGUUGGGCGCAAGUGCCGUUAACUUUGCCGGCAAAACAAGAGCCGUCAUGGACGGAAGGCGCCAACCAACGCAAUCAAACAAAAGCCUAGGAGCUAGACGCUUACGAAAGACCCUACCGAUUCACGAUGUCUUCGAAGGUCGCUACACGAGGUUAGAAAAACAAUCCGAUCUAUCCGUUCACAAAAUCGAUGCACUCAUCGCCUCCAUGAAACCCAGUCUCCAUGACCAUUUGGUCCAGCCCGCAAACACGUGGACAAGCACUCGAAAAAUCCACACCAACGACCUCCUCAUGAUGCUGCGCCUUGCGCUCUCAGAGAAUAUCCCGGAACUGCAUUUCGAUUACCUUUCUCUCCACAUCUGCUGCGCCAACUUCCUCAGUCGUCUUCGGAGUUCUUUCAUCGCGAACGCCGACAAUGAUUUUGAUAGUCUUUACCGGGCCGUGUCGAGAGAGGAUGCUUCUAGAGCUCUGGAGCUUGGUCUUAGCCAGCCUUCUUUGGCACUGAUAUUGCGGGAUAUCAUGUUGGUGGAUGAUAAGUCUUUGGCGUUGCAUCUUGUUAGUUCGAUUCUGUUGGUGCAUCCGGAUGCUUUGAAGGCUGCUGGGGGCUCUUUCAAAAAUGCCGAGCUUUGGAGUGGUGUGUUGACUUGUAGUGGUGUGAACCUUAAGGUUGCUAGUGAUAGUCUUGCGAUGUUCUUGGAUACUGGGGAUCGAUAA
Messenger RNA from Hymenoscyphus albidus, 1584 nucleotides. Lineage: Eukaryota; Fungi; Ascomycota; Leotiomycetes; Helotiales; Helotiaceae. The record is from the annotation of a GenBank genome assembly.